AUGAGCUCUUACUUUGUUAACUCGUUUUCAGGGCGCUAUCCGAAUGGCUCCGACUAUCAGUUAUUAAAUUAUGGGACUAACGGCGCUGUGAACGGUACGUUUAGGGAUUCUGGCACCAUGAACUCCGGGUCUUUCGGCUGCAACUACAAUGGCAUGGACCUAACCGUAAAUCGCACCAACACUGGUAGCCACUUCGGGGCUGUUGGGGAUGAUACCCGUGGUUUCCCGUCCACGGGCACGGACGCCCGGUACAGACAGCCGACCUGCUCGCUCUCGUCUCCACAUCCACACCCCCUGCCUUGCGCCACCCCCGAGUCUUUGGAAAUAAAAAGCCCCUCUCCUCCAUCUGACCGGACCACGACCUCGGGCGGCAAUAAUAAUCUCAACAAAGGCAACAACAGUCAUUUCACAGAGAUAGAGGAUACCGCCGUUGUCUCUGAGUCCGAGGAAGGCGCACACACAAGCAGUUCCAGCAGCACGGCUGCCCGGGCGCAACAACCACAGCAGGAGUCCAACGCAACCUCCACGACGUCAAACGAUUGCCAAACGCCACAAAUAUUCCCUUGGAUGCGGAAACUGCACAUUAACCACGAAAUGGCUGGACCAGAUGGGAAAAGGGCCCGAACAGCGUACACCCGCUACCAGACGCUAGAACUGGAGAAAGAAUUUCACUUCAAUAGAUACCUAACCCGGAGGAGGAGAAUAGAGAUAGCCCACACUUUGUGCCUCACGGAACGACAAAUAAAAAUAUGGUUCCAGAAUCGAAGGAUGAAAUGGAAGAAGGACAAUAAACUGAAAAGUAUGAGUCUGGUUACAGGAGGCAGCGCGUUCCACAACUGA
This is a messenger RNA of Salvelinus namaycush (lake trout), 840 nucleotides long. Its product is annotated as homeobox protein Hox-B5b-like. The transcript has 2 exons. The record is from RefSeq and is a predicted model, not a curated record. Gene Ontology annotation, biological process: regulation of transcription by RNA polymerase II; anterior/posterior pattern specification. Lineage: Eukaryota; Metazoa; Chordata; Actinopteri; Salmoniformes; Salmonidae. The coding region runs from base 1 to 840 and encodes 279 amino acids. Gene Ontology annotation, cellular component: nucleus. Gene Ontology annotation, molecular function: DNA-binding transcription factor activity, RNA polymerase II-specific; RNA polymerase II cis-regulatory region sequence-specific DNA binding.